AUGAAAGACGGAAAAUUUCGUAACUGGGCGGAGCUUCCAUCAGAUUUAACGUUUUCGAUUCUCCUCCGUGUCAGCGUUCCCGAUAGACUGGAAAACGCUCAGAACGUGUGCAGAUCGUGGCGAAGCGUCUGCAAAGAACCCUCGUUGUGGCGGGAAAUCGACUUGCGACACCUCGAGAACCUCAAAUCCAUGGAGACAAUGUGCCGUCGCGCCGUCGAUCUAAGCCGCGGCGGCUUGCUGGAGAUCAACAUCGAGAACUUCGGGAACAAUUCUCUCCUCGCUUACAUCGCCGACAGGUCAAGUAAUCUGAAACGCCUGAGAAUUGCAGAGUUUGAAGAGAUAACGAAGCUGGGACUUAUGAAAGCAGUGACGAAACUCCCAUUGCUUGAAGAGCUUGAGCUAUCUUGCUGCCGUUUUGAUGAUGUGUUUGAUUUGAAAGGCGUAGGCUUUGCUUGCCCUAAUCUCAAGACGUUGAAGGUGAACUAUGUGGGGUUUUACUACAAGCAUGUCGAGUGUGAUGAUGAUGCAUUAGCAAUCGCUGAGAGCAUGACCAAGCUACGUCGCCUCCAGCUUCUUGGCAACAGAUUGUCACACAGAGGGUUAAUCGCCAUUCUUGACAAUUGUCCUCACUUGGAGCACAUUGAUUUACGCCAUGGCUUGAAGAUUAGCGUCGUUGGGGAUGUGGAUAAGUUUGAAGCUUUUAGAGGGAUCCAAGAACUCAGCCGCUGA
This is a messenger RNA of Microthlaspi erraticum, 729 nucleotides long. The record is from the annotation of a GenBank genome assembly. NCBI's taxonomy places the organism in Eukaryota, Viridiplantae, Streptophyta, Magnoliopsida, Brassicales, Brassicaceae.